Messenger RNA from Bradysia coprophila, 1216 nucleotides. RefSeq names its product terpene synthase 18-like. Lineage: Eukaryota; Metazoa; Arthropoda; Insecta; Diptera; Sciaridae. Gene Ontology annotation, molecular function: terpene synthase activity. The record is from RefSeq and is a predicted model, not a curated record.
ACAUCAGAAUCAUGAACGCUGCAGAACAGAUAGAAAAGCAACGGACGGAUCAGUUAACGGACCGCCUAAAAAUGGAUUUACUGAACGUGGACUUUAGCCAAAUAAGCCGAACCAGUGCAAAAAUUCAUCCAGAAUGGGAAUCGCUGUUGCAAUUGACACAACUUAGUGUCACGGAAGAAUUGGGACCAGAAUUCACGCUGAGCAAGGACAUAUCGCAAUUCUCUUUGUACAUGUAUCCGACGCUGAACUUUGAUUUUGUCAGUGGUAUCCUUAUAUACAACAUGGCUGGCUUUUUGUUGGAUGAUUGGCUGGACAAAUUUCCUUCUGAGAAUGAAAAAUGGAUUCAGCAAUUGAGAAACAAAAACUUUCCAGGAAAUGGCAAAAUGGAUAAAUGGUGGCAGCUGGCAAUAAAACUUUGCAGAGAAGUAAUGGGUGAAAUUGUGUUAACGCAACUUUUGGAUAAUUGGAUUUAUUCCAUAAGCAAAGCUGACAAAGUCAACACAAUUUAUAUUGGUCAUGUUUCGUUGCCUGACAAGGAUUUCCUGGAAUUAAGAUGCAUUGAUGCAGGAACAUCCCACCAGUUUUUUCUGGUAUUGGCAGGUGUCGGAAAGCAGCUCACUGCUGAAUUGGCACAAGACCCGAAUUAUCUGGGAUUGAAUAAGCAAGUAGCACUUCAUACGUCGGUUAUUAACGAUUUGUAUUCACUUCGAAAGGAGAUUCGUGACGAUCUUUACCGAUAUAAUUACGUAUAUGUGAAAAUGAUGAAUAACAACCUCUCAGCACAAGCUGCCACGGAUGCCAUAAUGCAGGAAAUACGCGACGCUGAGAAAAUGGCUCGAGUGUACGGCGACAGAAUGAAAGAAAUGAAUGAUCCGCAGUUAUCUUUGUAUGUGGAUGGAAUGUACGAUAUAAUUGCUGGAAAUCAUUACUGGUCCACAUUUUGUAAACGUUAUAAUGACCUGUAAGCUACUGGUACUGCCAUCGUACGCAAUGAGAGAUGUAAAAACGCUUGCUGGUAACUUUUUGAGAUCUUAUCCCAUCUGUACGGACAACAACCGUGAACUCGUUUUUUACAAAUUGAGCUAUCGAACAACGUUGAAGUAAUUUUUAUUUACAAUAACAGCGCUCCCUACUCCCCUACUUUGUCAUACUUUUUGUAAAUUCGUCCUACUUGUCCUGUGUGGGACCUGGGACCAUUCUGUUAAAUAAAUUCAUG